CUUAUCUCAGCUGAUGGGUGCGUGUGGUGCAAUAUUUUGUGACAACUCAACAUUUUGUGAAUAUUUCAGUAUUGCUCAACUAUAAAAUACAUCUCAACUCUCCUUCCAUCUUCAGGUUUUCUGAUUGGUUUGCUCAGCUGCUUGUGAGCCUGGAUUUAUUUUGGUUGAUCUUCAUUCUCUGGCCCAAUUUGAAUUUGACAAGAAGAUUCCUACUUCAGAUUCUACAAUGUCCCAACAACUUGAACAGUGGAUUAAGAAACCACUGGAGGCCAUUGAUAUCCUUUUUGGUGAACUUCAAGGACAAAAAGGCUGGACUACUAAAAUUCUGGAAAAAGUUAAUGAAUGUUUCCACAGUGAUACCCUUUUAGAGCAAGUGCCCUGCAUCCCAGAAACUCCUCUUCAUGAACUACAAGAUGGACAACUUGUGCGGUUCAGAUGCCAAGUGCAGGAUCAGUAUGAGCCCGAGUAUUUUAUUGGCAACUAUGCAGCAAGAAACAAGAAUGGAGAGCUUGAGAAGCACACCAGUUUCUACCGAGAGACCAUUGAUCAAACCGUUGAGGCUGAAUUUGACGCAGCAUCUUCUGAGAACCUUGCACAGCGCAGCGUGUGCUACUGCAUCAGCCUGCCCGGCCAGCAGCCCUGGGUGUCUCAGACGCUGCUGAGUCAGACGAGAAAUCGUGCAUUCAAUGGAGCGCUGGACGUGAGUUGUUCGAGCAGCGGCUCAUGCAAGAGAACUUUGGACGAUGAAACAGAUCAGAUGGAAACAGAUCACCUCUCGGCAACCGACCUGAAUGAAGAAGACUCCUGCCCCAUGGAAGACACGAGGGAACCUGCUGCUAAACUUCCUCCUUCGUUGGUACCCAGAGUGCACUGUUUGCAGCACCGCCCCCUGGCUCACACCAACCCCCUGCUGCCUGUCAUCGACCCUCUGCCCAGCUGGUCCGCUGAUGCUUGGGGCGAGCCACAAUUUAUUUUCUACUUUUCAGUCCACAAGAAGAACAUGGACAUGAAUGUUCACGGCCAAUUUCCUCUGAACAUCUCCGGCAUCACACCUGAGCUCGCCAGCGCCGGCUUCACACGCCGACUUUACUCGUUGCUGCAGCGACUGUCAACUCACGCAGUCAUGCUGCCUCUCACCAUUGAUAACCUCAACAAGAUGCCUGUUGUGCCUAAAAAGGACUACAGCAGCAACGAGCUGCGCAGCGGACUGCUGCAGUUGCCACGCCACACGCUCCUCUGCGUCGACGAGACCGUCAUGCAGGCCGGCCAACUCGACGCUACGGGCGUCAGGAAUCUCGAGCAGAUUGGUAACGUGAUCAGCAACCAACAAUGCAAGUAUGACUUCCAGUUUCAUCACAUUGAGAUGCCAACGAACAUCAACGUGCUGGUUCUCUCUGAAGGAAAAUCGCUGCUACCAAGUGAGAGCGAAGUUGUUCUGAGACCAGCUCAUGACGACGUGGAUAAAGCGUUCACUUCAGUCGAGUCCAAGCUUACAGAAGAAGUCUUGGAAAGUCUGAGAAAGUACAUUACUCUAGCGAGACUGGCCGACUACCGAAUGCCUUCGCACAUCCAAGAGUUUCUUCAAGACGAGUUCGUGAAGGCCAGAGAACGGAACAAAGAGGCCAUGUCUCCAGAAAGGUUCCACAGUCUGCAGGUUUUAUCAAGGCUGCUCUGCAAGAGCUGCGGCGAGCUGGAGCUAACCCCGGAAAUAUGGCACAGCGCCACCGUCCUGGACGACAAACGCGCUGAGCGAAUCACCGCCCUACAGAGGCCUGCUGCGCGGAUUAGCGCGCCAGCUUUCCGGUGAAAAUAAGAUGCCAACUGUACGCUAUUCAGCGAUCCGAACAUCAAUAUAAUUUUCGUUUUAGCCAGAUAAUAUGGUCGAUUUAUGAAAAUUUUUUGAAUGUAGUCCAAAAUUAGAUCUGCCACACAUGUCCCAGCCCAAUGACCGAGAAUCGGAAAUAUUUCUAGAAAAAAUCAUCCAACACGAUAUAUUUCCCAUCAACACAAAAUGUAUUAAAACAUCAUUAGAAGUUCACAUUAUCACGAGCAAGGAAAAUAAAACCUUCUAUGCA
Hyalella azteca is the source of this 2075-nucleotide messenger RNA. RefSeq names its product mini-chromosome maintenance complex-binding protein. The transcript has 15 exons. Bases 227 to 1807 code for a protein of 526 amino acids. Lineage: Eukaryota; Metazoa; Arthropoda; Malacostraca; Amphipoda; Hyalellidae. The record is from RefSeq and is a predicted model, not a curated record. Gene Ontology annotation, biological process: DNA-templated DNA replication. Gene Ontology annotation, molecular function: chromatin binding.